CCUGAUUACGCCCGGCUCUGACGUGGCAAAAAACAAUAAUAAGUCGUCAGCUUCUUCCCCGAGAACUCACUAUUCACUGGUAGCGCGCCCCUGCCGUACAACAGUUCAGUAACAUCACAACUACUCUACGCAGUAACACUACACAGGUUAUUAUUACCUGAAUAUGUCAACAAGCAAUCAUCUUGCCUCCCAAUGGGCCAAUCCGUCAGACGUGUCGACAAUCCUCUUCGUUCUAGGCGGAGACGUGGUUCAAAAGGCUUACUCCCAAGCAACUGGAAAGAUCUAUGUCCCUGUUUGCUUUUCCUUCGGGUGUGUCGCCUACGCCUUUGUCGCAUUAGUCGGCAUUAUUGGUGACGGACGACUUCUUGCACCACCUGACUAUCCAUGCAAAGUGCUGAACCUCAAAUCUGGAUAUCUCCGGGAAAACAAGAACUUCGUCCUCGGUCGCUUACUACGGGACCUUGAAGCAAUAGAGACUCGCGAAGCGAACCUUGAUACGGAAGAUCAGGGCUUCGACAGAAGCAGCUACGCCCUGAAGAUCACAGUCUUUGAAGCCAUGUGGAACAAAAAUGAACGGACUGAAUUCUCCUGGAGCUGGAUUCACAUCGUUGGCAUUGUAAUCACUUUGAUCCAGCUAACGCUGGCUUUCAUACCUUUCAUUGUGAAUCGUUCAUGGAGCGUGCUACUCAUUACGGGGGCCGGCACUUUGUUAGUGCAGUGGACAGGUUUACUACCCCAGUGGCGGGCGGAGAAAUUGCCAAACAGACAAAGAUCAGACCAGGUCUAUGCGAUUACCUCUGGAAAUGGAUCUCGAGAGGUAAUGGUCAUUUUUGGCUACGGCAAGUGCCUCGAUCUUGAGUCCCUUGCGGCUUCACAAUCACCCCGUAAUGGCAGACCAUGGGAGAAGUUUCUGUGGCUAUCAAAGCCCCAGGAAGGAAGUGAUCGUGAGCUAUCAGUUAAUCGCCGCAAUACAAUGCUACGUAAAGCAAAGAGAUCAGACGUGUGGCUGUUUAGAGGAGUUCCAAUUGGGUUCAUCAUCACGCAAGCAUCUUGCGCGUGUCUCUCAGUACUCUGGCUCCUGUUACUCGUCAAUGUUUCUGCUCGAGGCGAGUUCCCCGAGUCCUGGUGUCUUCUCGGUGUUGGAGGUUUGGGUAUGUUCCAGAAUGCCUGGCUUGCGGCGAAGGAGCUCACUCCGGAGUCGAGAAACAUUCCACUGAAACGCGUAGACCAGGUCACGGGCCGGAAAGCGAUGGAUUGUAUCAUGGACUUCCACUCCACUUACGACCUGGGAAAACCUCUAAGAGAUGAAUUCUUUCCGGGGGUCCUCAGGCCUGAUGAAGCAGCAUGGUGGAAAGGUGAUGUAGAACAGUACAACGAAAGACGCGUCUCCGAAAGAUCUAGAGGAGAGCCGCGCCGCAGGCCACGCAAUUCCGGCCACGAAUCGUUCUUGUUAGGGGAUGAUAUUCUCAGAGCAGAUGCAACUCUGAUUCCGCUUCCUGUGUCAGAAAAGCGACCAGAGCCCACGCGAACGCAGCGGAAUGCAGCCUACUGGGACACAGCUGCAAAUGAUGAGUCUGGGCCAAGUACGUCGCCCAGACCUUUACCGAGAGCGCCCACUUUAGAGAUGAGAGUCGAUAGCAAAACACCACCUGUAUGGGCCGCUUGAAUUUGCAAGUGCCUUUCAGACCUGGCAUAUGAGAGGAGUCUAACAACAUCAGAGAUUGGGCUUAUUUUGAUACGGAAAAAGGCAACUUCUAUGAAUUCU
Messenger RNA from Fusarium redolens, 1765 nucleotides. RefSeq lists its product as uncharacterized. The record is from RefSeq and is a predicted model, not a curated record. The coding region runs from base 164 to 1666 and encodes 500 amino acids. NCBI's taxonomy places the organism in Eukaryota, Fungi, Ascomycota, Sordariomycetes, Hypocreales, Nectriaceae. The transcript has 2 exons.